Paralichthys olivaceus (Japanese flounder) is the source of this 7152-nucleotide messenger RNA. NCBI's taxonomy places the organism in Eukaryota, Metazoa, Chordata, Actinopteri, Pleuronectiformes, Paralichthyidae. The record is from RefSeq and is a predicted model, not a curated record.
AUGUCAUUGAGUGUCCUCACUAAGAUAGAAAACUUCUGCUCGAAAUCGACAGUUCUCAGGACUCGGACGUCGUGUCACUCAUGCAGCAUCAGUCUGUUGAUCUCGUGUCCAUCAGGAUUCAAACGGACGCCACAUUCCAUGGCUCAGGACUGCAGGUACCACAUCAAAACUGCCAGUUUGAAACUGCCAAUCAGCGGCUGCAGCUUCGAAUGUUAUCGGGAGGUGGAGCUGAAGAGCUGUUGUCCUGGUUACUGGGGGCCGGACUGUGUCGAAUGUCCUGAUCGAGCCGACAGACCCUGCAGCGACCGAGGAAUCUGCUCCGAUGGACUGGGAGGAAACGGAACCUGUACCUGUCAGGAGGGGUUUGCUGGUACAUCAUGUGAGGACUGUUCUCCAGGUAGAUUUGGAUCCACCUGUAGUUCAGAGUGUUCCUGUCUUCAUGGUCUCUGUGACUCUGGAUUAAAAGGUGAUGGACACUGCACCUGUUUCUCAGGAUACAAAGGUCCAAACUGUGAAAAGGAGGUUCCUGAGUGUGCAGCGCUCAGGUGUCGGCAGAACUCUCGUUGUAUGGAAGAAGCUCUGACGGGUCAGUUAGUAUGUCAGUGUUUACCAGGUCACCAGAUGUCAGGAGAUCAGUGUUUAUCGAUAAACCCGUGUCUUCAGAGGGUCUGUCACACCAACGCCUCCUGCAUCCACACGGGUCCAAACCAGCACCUGUGUGCCUGUAAUGAGGGUUACAUCGGCGACGGACGAGUCUGCAUGGCCAUCGAUCCGUGUCAGACCAAAAAAGGAGGCUGCUCCACUGAGUCCACGCAAUGCAUCUAUGACGGACCAGGAAAGUCUCACUGUGAGUGUCUUCCUGGCUUCAACAACCUGUCGAACGGCGGCUGCAGCCUGAAGGACGUCUGUCGACCAGGUUCCUGUCACAAGAAGGCCAACUGUUCGACCGUGGGCCCGGGACAAGUCGAAUGUACCUGUCUCCAGGGUUACAUUGGUAACGGUAAAGUGUGUUACGGGAACAUCGUGCAGCGUCUGAACGAGCUGAACACGGAACCUGGUGGACAGUGGAGGGGUCAACUGAGCAACGCCAUUGAACUGUUCGGUUUGCUGUCGUGGCCUCUGCAGAACCUGGGUCCAUUCACCGUUUUCAUCCCGAUCAAUAAAGGUUUCAAAGGAACAUUGGUGAGGAUUCUGCUUGCCAACUCAUCUAGAGCUGAGUACCUGUGUAAGAUGCACCUGGUUGCCGGGGUGAUGCCAUUUGACACUCUGAAAAAAACAAACGUGUUUUUCACCCUGACGGGAAAAUCAGCAGGGGUGGACACGUCGGAGGGGGACGCUCAGACCAAAAUUCGUAUCCAUGGCAGCAGAAAGAAAGGUGUGAUCAUCCAGUCAGAUAUCGUCGCAUCCAACGGGAUGAUCCAUCUCAUCAAUAAGCUGAUGGACAGUGUCACACCGACCGUUGAGAGCAAUCCUGAGGAGAACCUGAUGAAGAUCAUCUCUGACUACGGAAAGUUUGACAAGUUCAAGACUUUGUUGGAGAAAACUCAGCUGGCAUCCAUCUUGGAUCUUCCAGGGCCGAUCACUGUCUUCGCUCCGACCAGCUUAGCCUUCGACACCAUGAGUGACGGACACUUGACAUACUUGAGCAGCACUGAGGGUCACAACAAACUGGUGGAACUUCUCAGGAACCACAUCAUCCCGUCCACUGCCCUGGAAGUCUUCAACGCUGUUUCCAGCCCCAGAAUUGUAACGAAGGCGAAUCAGGUUCUGACGAUAAACGUGACAGAAAACGGUCAGAUCCUGGUUAAUGGAGCAGCGGUGUUGGAGUCAGCGGUGGAAGCAAAGAAUGGACGUCUGUAUGUUCUGGAUGGAGUUUUGACUCCACCCUCCAUCGAACCUGUGCUGCCUCACAGGUGUGACAUCACAGAGACCAAGAUUGUUAGGGAUGAGUGUGUCAGCUGCUUGAAGAUCAAAGUGACUCCGUGCUCAUCUGGGGUUGACACAGGCUUGUCCAGGUUUGGAUGUCUGUACAUGAUUUCUGUCGGCAGUCCGCCCAUCAACGUCCCGGCCACUGGCUGCUCCUUGCUCUGCAAUACAACUGUAACGACUCCAGCAUGUUGUAAAGGUUUCUAUGGUCCUGACUGCCGCCCCUGUCCAGGUGGAUACCAGACUCCUUGCUCAGGACACGGUCAGUGUAUGGAGGGCAUCACAGGAAACGGUUCCUGUAUCUGUGAUCCAAACUUCCAAGGCUCUCGCUGUCACUUCUGCUCCAGAACCAAUAAACAUGGACCAAGGUGUGACAUGACGUGUCUCUGUGCCCAAGGACAGUGCGACAACCGUCCGGACUCAGGCGGUCGCUGUAAAGUCGACUCGUGUCUGCCGGGGUUCACUGGUCCGUUAUGCGAUCGACAGACGGCAGCCUGCGGCAUCCAGGCUCAGUUCUGCCACGCCCAUGCUGACUGCGAUUUCAGUCAGGGGACGACCAGGUGUGUCUGUAAACCUGGUUACCAGGGUGAUGGUAUCACCUGUGUGGAGUCCGACCCCUGUGCGCCGCCUCUUCGUGGCGGCUGCAGUGUGAACGCUAAAUGUAUAAAGACAGGACCUGGGACUCACUCCUGCCAGUGUCUGACAGGAUGGAGGGAGGAUGGAGAUGAGUGUCAACCAAUCAACAACUGUGACGGCCCUGACACCAGCGGCUGUCACCCUAACGCCACCUGCAUCUACGUAGGUCCUGGACAGAGUGACUGCAGCUGUAAACAUGGAUACAAAGGAAACGGACGAGACUGUGAAGCUGUGAAUCCGUGUGUCACCAUGAGUGGAGGCUGCCAUUACCUGGCGAGCUGUCUGCUGCUGUCCUCUCAGUGGACAUGUGUCUGUGAUGAAGGUUACGUUGGAGAUGGUCGAAUGUGUUUCGGGAGCGUAGAACAGGAGCUGAUGGUGCUGCCCGAGACGUCUGAAUUCUUCAAAUGGACGACUGACUCCGGUGUGUCUCUGUUGGAUCAGAACGUCACUCUCCUGGUUCCGUCUUCUGCUGCUGUCGACAAAAUGUCUUCAGACGACAAGAACUUCUGGACGACGAAGGGAAACCUGCCUAGUCUCAUCAGAAAUCACAUGAUCCCUGGAAACUAUCCAUCUUCCAGCCUGAACCCCACUUCCCCUGUGACCUCACUUCUCAAGACUACAUUUCCUGUUUCUACAGCCAAUGAGCUCACAAUUGUUGGUGGCGCCACCAUCAUCACAUCUGAUAUUGCUGCUACCAACGGACUGAUCCACAUAAUCGAUAAGGUUCUGGUUCCCGACAGGAAGCUGAGUGAAGGGCUGUUGGCGACACUCGCUCUGAGACCUGAGUUCUCGCUCUUCAGAUCAUACCUCAUUGAUUACAACUUGACAGACGAGAUCGAACAGGGUGAUGAAUUCACCGUCUUCGCUCCGACAGACGCUGCCAUCAACGAUUACCUGAAGAAAAUGGCUGCGACUGCUCUGGAUGUUAAUACGACUCGUUACCAUGUGGUGGCAGCAGAGCGCCUGUUAAAGACCGACCUGCAGCCUGGAGGUUACAAGCAGACACUACUGGGGUUCUCCUUCCAGCUCGCCAUCAUGCUCCGCGAGGGAAAGCUGUUAGUGAACGACGCUCAGAUCAACUCGUCCAACAUCCUGAGCGGUAAUGGUGUGAUUCACGGUCUGUCGGCCGUUCUCAAGAUCAACAGGAACCGCUGCGAUGAAGCUACGUAUCAGAAGGUCAUGGCAACGUGCGUCGACUGUUUGUUCCCAAUCGGCAAAAUCUGUCCCAACAACUCCGUCCCAGACAAAUCCAUGCGGAGUAGGAAGUGUAUGUUCAGCCGCAUGUUUGAAGGAGAGCAACUGUUGACCAUCGGCUGUAGACCCACCUGCCUUCAGAAGAACAUCGUCCGAGCGUGUUGUGGCGGGUUUUUCGGGAAGCACUGUGAGCCUUGUCCAGGGCUGCCGGGUCAGCCCUGCUUCGGUAACGGAGCGUGUAUGGACGGGACGAAUGGUACCGGAGUCUGUCAGUGUAACCAAGGUUUUAAUGGGACGGCGUGUGAGACCUGCCAGAGCGGCAAAUAUGGCGUCCACUGUGAUCAGGACUGCAGAUGUAAAAACGGACGCUGUAAUGAAGGCGUCAUGGGCGACGGGACGUGUGAGUGUGAUGUCGGGUGGCGAGGAAUCCUCUGCGACGAAAAAGUCGAGUCGGCGGCUGACGAGUUGUGCGGCUCAGUGAAAUGUCACACCAGUGCAAAUUGUUUGAUCGGACUGUCCGGACCUCUGUGUUUCUGCGCUGCUGGUUUCCAGGGAAAUGGGACUUCUUGUCGAGCUAAAGACCCAUGUGUGGAGGACAACGGCCGCUGCAGUCUUUACGCCGUCUGUAAGAGGACACGACCUGGACGCAGAGCCUGUGUCUGUUACAAUGGUUACUAUGGAGAUGGACUUGUGUGUGUCGAAAUAAAUCCAUGUCUGGAAGGAAAUGGAGGUUGUCAUGCAAACGCAGACUGCGUCCACGUUGGACCGAACAAAACAUCCUGUUCCUGCAGUGAAGGUUACUCAGGUGACGGACAGAACUGUCACAUGAUCAACUUGUGUCAAAAGAAAAAUGGUGGCUGUCAUCAGUUUGCACGCUGUAACAUGAGCGGUCCAGGUGUCCGCACCUGCACCUGCAAGUCGAACUUCCUGGGAGACGGACUCACCUGCAAAGGCACCGUGGACAAGGAAAUCCUGACGAGGAAGCUGCGAGACUUUUACAUUGGCCUGAUGAUGGUUGAGAUUUCUCUGAAAGGUCGCGGCCCGUUCACCGUCUUUCCACCAAGCAGCAACGCCUUCACAGGGAACAGUAUUGGCACUGCUAAGAUGAAAUCAAUGAUGUUGGGGAAACAUAAAGAACAAUUCGCCACAGUCCUGCGAAGCCACAUUGUCAUGUGUCACACGCUGCUGCCCACCGACCUGAGUCGACCCCGAAACCUGACGUCUCUGUCUGGACUUGUCCUGUCCACCAGAUCAAGCCAGGGAAACAUCUUCAUCAACGGUGCUAACGUGACGUACAGCCACGAUGUCAGUGUCAAUGGGAUUUUCCACGAGAUCGACAAGAUUCUGUUUCCUCCCGACCUCUACAAAGAUUUGGAGCCCAACAUCUCCAUGAAUCUGACUGAUGUGGCCGAACGUCAUGGAUACACACACUUCUACAAGCUGCUCGAGGUGAUGUGUCCAGGUGGCGUCGGCUCCCCCUGUAGUAACCGUGGUAAAUGUGAUGAUGGUCACCUUGGUAACGGCACCUGUACCUGUGACGUAGGCUUCAGGGGCGUGGCCUGUGAGCAGUGCAGUGACGGGUUCUUCGGGCCUACCUGUAAAUCCUGUAACUGCUCAGAACACGGGUCAUGUGACGACGGAUGGAAAGGUACGGGGGCGUGUCUGUGUGAGGCGGGGUGGAGCGGCGAGCUAUGUGACACUGAGCAGAGUCACGUCUCUGUGUGUUCUCCACCGUGUUCUCCUAAAGCCGUCUGUACGGAAAACAACACCUGCGUCUGUCGGCCAUUUUAUGAAGGAGACGGAUUCACCUGCACAGUGGCGGACAUGUGUGGGGUCUGGAAUGGCGGUUGUGCUAAAGGCGCUAAGUGUUCUCAGAUAGGAGAGUUGGUGACCUGCACGUGUCCUAAAGGUCACUCUGGGGACGGGUUCACCUGUCAGCCCGUUGACCCCUGUGUCUCUGGAGACAAUGGCGGCUGCCACGAACACGCCACCUGCACCAUGAUGGCUCCGGGUAAGAAGAAGUGCACAUGUAAAGACAACUACAUCGGCGAUGGUGAGACCUGUGAGGUCAAACAGCUGCCAAUCAGCCGCUGUCUCCAAGGGAACGGACGCUGUCAUCAAGACGCCAAAUGUACAGAUCUACACUUUGAAGAUGCGACGCUCGGUGUGUUUCACCUCCGUUCAGACAGGGGGCAGUACAAACUGAACUUCAGUGCAGCGCAGCAAGCCUGCAGUGCAGAGGGAGGUGACCUGGCCACGUAUAUGCAGCUGUCCUACGCUCAGCAGGGCGGGCUCAACAUGUGUGCUGCUGGCUGGUUGGACCAGGCCCGGGUGGCGUAUCCCACCACCUACUCCAACCCCAAUUGUGGCUUCGGACAUGUCGGCAUCGUGGACUAUGGAGUCCGCAAGAACCUGAGCGAGUCGUGGGAUGUCUUCUGCUACCAGAUGAAAGAGGUCAGGUGUGAGUGUCAGGUGGGUUACGUUGGAGAUGGGUUCAGGUGCACAGGAAACCUGCUGCAGGUGCUCAUGUCCACGCCGACCUUCUCCAACUUCCUCACGCAAAUCCUGAACUGCUCUCAGGUGUCGUCGUCAGGGAAACAGUUUGUGGAGCGUCUGAGCAACUUGACGGUUCAGUCCACGCUGUUCGUACCCGACAAUGACGGACUGCCUGACAACCAGACUCUGUCUCAGUGGGACAUUGAGUUCCACCUGUCCGAGGGGAGGGCUCUUCCUCUCAGCGAGCUGAAGAACGGGAGUCGGAUCAGAACAAGAGUCGGGAGUCUGAGGGUCCUCGGAGUGUCCGAUCUGCUGGACCCCUCAGCUCUGUCCUCUCGUUACAUCAACGAUCGCUUUGUCACCAACUCGGACAUUGUGGCCUCAAAUGGAAUCAUACAUGUUCUUCAAGGUCCGCUGAAAGCCACCCCCCCUCGCCAAGAGAUGCAUGUGGGGCACAAGGCAGGAAUGGGAGUGGGUGUGACCCUGCUGGUGAUUCUGGUGGUGGCAGGCAUGUGCGUGGGAUACAACUUCUACAAAAACAACAACAAAGGAUUCCAGUUCCACUACUUCAAGGAGGAUGAAGAGGAGGAAACGGUGCCCCCUGCAGGCAGCAGCAUCUGUAACCCUGUUUAUGAAGCAGCUCCAGAGUCAAAGACGUCUUACGGCACAGCCAAACAAGUGGUGGCGGACGGAGGAUCGCACGACCUACUGCAGGACGGUUGAGAGAAGCUGCAGCGUCAUACUCAUGCUCCGAGUUUCCGUCAGCUGAUCACAUUGAGCGUUCGAUGGACGAUGAAGUGUUGUCAUCAGGUUUCAGGUGCUCCUGAUUGACUUAGUAAUGUAAACAAUCACAUGUAACUGAGAAAAGAUGUUUCAUCAAAUAAAAAAACAAAAAACGGG